This is a messenger RNA of Antrostomus carolinensis (chuck-will's-widow), 1175 nucleotides long. RefSeq names its product arf-GAP with dual PH domain-containing protein 2. Gene Ontology annotation, cellular component: intracellular membrane-bounded organelle; cytoplasm; plasma membrane. Gene Ontology annotation, molecular function: phosphatidylinositol-3,4,5-trisphosphate binding; phosphatidylinositol bisphosphate binding; GTPase activator activity. The record is from RefSeq and is a predicted model, not a curated record. Lineage: Eukaryota; Metazoa; Chordata; Aves; Caprimulgiformes; Caprimulgidae. Gene Ontology annotation, biological process: heart development; positive regulation of GTPase activity. The coding region runs from base 130 to 1005 and encodes 291 amino acids. The transcript has 9 exons.
GAGUGGGCUUCUUACAAACUUGGAAUAUUCAUUUGUUUGAAUUGCUCUGGAAUCCAUCGCAAUCUUCCUCAAAUCAGCAGGGUCAAAUCACUUCGACUCGACUUCUGGGAGAAUGAUCUUAUAGAGUUUAUGAAGAAGCACGGGAAUCUCUCUGCCAAAGCCAAAUAUGAGGCGAAAGUCCCUCCCUACUACUACAUCCCUCAGUCCUGUGAUUGCUUGGUUUUAAGAGAGCAAUGGAUUAGAGCUAAAUAUGAGCGUGAGGAAUUUGUUGCCACCCAAGUCUGCCAAGAUCCUUGUUCUGCAGGUAGCCGUGAAGGAUUCCUCUGGAAGCGUGGGCGGAAACGCAGAGAGUUCCAGAAGAGGCUAUUUUUCCUAUCAGCAAGGGAAGGGGUGAUGAAGUACUACACCAAAGAAUCCAGAGGUCCAAAAGCCAUUAUCAGCAUUGAGAAUCUGAAUGCAAUGUUCCAGACAGAGAAAAUCCAACAUGCACAUGGGCUGCAGAUCACGUACAACACAGAUGGUCAAACAAGGAACCUUUUUGUCUAUCACGAAAGUGGAAAGGAGAUUGUUGACUGGUUCAAUGCCAUUCGGGCAGCACGUUACUAUUAUCUCAGAACAACCUUCCCAACUGUCCCUGAGCCUGAGCUCAUACCCAGAAUCACAAGAAAUUAUGUCAAAGAAGGAUAUAUGGAGAAGACAGGACCAAAACAGAAGGAGGCCUUUAAAGUGCGCUGGUUCUGCCUGGAUUCUCAAGAAAGGAACCUGAUGUACUUUAAAAAUCCACUGGAUGCAUUUGCACAGGGCCAGGUCUUUAUUGGAAGGAUGGAUGAGGGAUAUGAAGUACGAGCUGGCUUGCCCCAGGGAGUUCAUGUGAAGAAGAGGAAACCAGCGAUCACUGUGGUCACGCCAGUGAGAGAGUUUGUGUUUAUAUGUGUGAACGACAAGGAGCAGAGGGAGUGGAUAGAUGCUUUAAAUGGAGUCAUUGCCCAGCCUUUGACUGGUUAAAACUAGUGCUGAGAUCUGGGGGACUGCACUUCUUGAGCUCUGUUCAGCACAGCUCCGUGGCCUCGUUACGUUGGCAAGGAUGGUGCUCAAGGCUCUGCAGUGACUCUAGUACAAAGGGCUUCUUCCUUCAACAACCACAGGCACAGGAAUGGGGACAACAGAGAAAUGAG